GGUGUCACAGAAGCCACCAGCUUCAGCAAAAACCCCUAAACCCCACCGUGUAUCUCUUCAAAACCCGACACGCAAACAGAGUGUCAACAAAGAAGAAGAAGAAGAGACCCAAGUUGAAAAGAGAAGAUGAAUGAAGAGGAGGACAGACCACCCAAUAGAGAACUGUACGCGCUGCUUCACAUAUCACCUGACGCCUCCGAUGACGAAAUCAGAAAAUCUUACCGGCAAUGGGCCCAAAUCUACCACCCAGAUAAAAUUCAAGCUCCCCAUAUGAAAGAAGCUGCUACAGAAAACUUCCGACGAAUAUGCGAAGCCUAUGAGAUAUUGUCGGAUGAGAACAAGAGGAAGAUAUAUGAUAUUUAUGGUAUGGAAGGGUUGAAUUCCGGUUUGGAGCUUGGGACAAAGCUGAGUAAAGCAGAAGAGAUCAAGGAGGAACUUGAGAAGCUGCGGAAAUUGAGGGAACAACAGAAGACCGCAGAACAUUUUCUACCUUCUGGUACCAUACUGGCCAGGAUGUCUUUACCACACUUUUUACGCGGCCAGGGCUUCAUGAAAGGAAUGGCUAUGACAAGUUCAGUACAGUCUCAGAUAUCAAAACGCAAUACACUAUCAAUUGGCGGAAAUGUGGUAGUUAAUGGGAACUCUGGCGGUGGAGGAGCUACUCUUGUUUUUGGGCAUCAGCUUUCUCCAGUUUCUUCCAUAGAGUUUGUAGGCUCAACUGGUUUAAAUUCUCUUCUUGGGGUGCAGACAUCUCGUCACUUAUCUCAACAUUUAUCUGCAACAAUGGGACUUGCACUGUCUUUGAAAGACGGUUCACUGAAUCUCUCCAACAUGUGGACACGACGACUGUCUGAAACUGCAAGUGGAAAUAUCGAGCUUGCUCUGGGCUCUGAUUCAUCUAUUGCGAUAGGAUGGGACAAGAAAGAAGAGAAAUCAUCUGCUUCUGGACAGCUGAAGUUGGGAAUAAGUUCUUUUGAGGCAUCAGCUAAUUAUACUCAUCGUUUUUCAAAAAAGUCUCAUGGUCAUCUAGAAGGCAAAAUUGGAAGCCAUGCCCUUGUGAUUGAAGUUGGUGGUGGGAGAAAGAUAUCGAAAUUCAGUGCCGUCCGCAUGUUGUAUUCAAUAGGAAUUCAGGGUAUCUCUUGGAAAUUUGAAUUGCAUCGUGGAGGCCAAAAGUUAAUUGUUCCUAUUUUGCUUUCAAGGUAUUUGGAUCCUGUGUUUGCAACUGGAGCAUUCUUAAUUCCAACAUCGGUGUACUUCUUAGCCAAGAAAUUCAUUGUCAAGCCUUAUAUUCUCAAGAGGGAAAAGCAGAAGGCUUUAGAGAACAUGGAAAGAACGUCUGCCAAGGUUAAAGAGGCACGAGCAGCAGCAGAUAAAGCCAAGCUGUUAUUACAAAAUGUUGCAAAUAGGAAACAGAGAAAACAGCAAGAAAUAGGGGGCCUGGUAAUCACCAAGGCACUGUAUGGGAGUGUCAAAGCUUUGAAGAAAAGGGACAAACCUAUAGAAUCAGUUGAUGAAUUAGCUUCACAGUUCAUUGAUGUUGCAUUGCCUCUAAACUUUCUUGUCAGCGACGAUGGGCAACUCAAGCUUCACGAAGGUGUAAAGAAGUCUGGCAUUAUGGGCUUUUGCGAUCCAUGUCCCGGAGAGCCUAAGCAGUUGUAUGUAGAGUACACUUAUGGUGGCAAUUUUUACGAGGUGGUAGUUGAUGAUUAUGCUGAGUUGCUAUUACCUCAGGAAACACACAGAAUUUGAGCAUCCAUUUUACGACGCUUAAAUCUACAUUUUGAUUACCUCUCACAUUUUGCAUGUUAUACAAGCCUCUUACCAAGGAAUUAGAAUUUGGUACCCCCAAAAUGUAAAGGUAUCUCAACUAGAGUUUUUCUUUGCUGCAUUUUUCUUCUUGAUAUUUGUGUUAGUACUUUGGCUGAAGUUUGAAUAAUAGCCAGUUCUUUUUAUACAUUAGACA
Messenger RNA from Fragaria vesca subsp. vesca, 1963 nucleotides. Its product is annotated as chaperone protein dnaJ 13-like. The transcript is spliced from 13 exons. The coding region runs from base 127 to 1749 and encodes 540 amino acids. The record is from RefSeq and is a predicted model, not a curated record. NCBI's taxonomy places the organism in Eukaryota, Viridiplantae, Streptophyta, Magnoliopsida, Rosales, Rosaceae.